AUGAGCCCGUUGGUCAACGCGAUCCGCUUUUCGGUGCUCGCCAGAUGCUAUCCUGGUCACGGGUUGCUGGUAGUAAGUGUCGAGCCCCCUGUUACUCAAACAGGGGCCCGCGAUGUAAAAAGCUUCAGUCGGUCGCAAAUACCGCCGGGCAAACGAGCGAAAUUCAACACGUUCGCAGGGGAAAUGUUGCUGAUCGCCGAUCGCCAUGGAAAACGGCGCAAGAACCUCGAGGAUAUGGCGGACACUGGCGAUCACGAAGAAACCCUAGAGUCUCAAUUCAAGGCCUUCUCCAAAUUCGGGGACCAUAAAUCCGACGGGAAGCUAAUCACUCUAUCCAACAGCGACAAAUGGAUGAAGCAAGCCGGCGUCAUUGACAAGAAAAUUACGACGACGGACACCGCGAUCCAGUUCAAAAAGUUCAAGGCAAUGAAGAUCAACUGUGCAGAUUACAAAAAGUUCUUGGAAGCCUUGGCGACCUCCAAAAAAGUAGAACUUGAGCCGAUCAUUGAGAGGCUGAAGACUUGCGGUUUGCCUGGGACCACUAAAACGACGGCCGUGGUGAAAAGCCGAGCCCUGGAUCGCCUGACGGACACCACCAAGUACACCGGGACGCACAAGGAACGCUUCGACGAUUCGGGCAAGGGCAAGGGCCUGGCGGGGCGCCGCGAAGAACACGACGACUCCGGCUACGUGACCGGAUUCAAGCGAGAAGGCGAGGAAGAAGCUCACAACAACGGCGACACCACUGCCGCCGCCGCCGUCGCCAAAUGAGUGACCAACCGCCGCCCAGCCUCGGUAUCGUCAGGAGUCGAUCACGACCCCUGCGUCGCUUCGCUACAACCCGCAGCACGUUCGGCACUUUCUCGGACGCUCGUGUUCUUCUCUUUCAUCUUCCCCCCCUCGACGUGGCCCACCACAUUUUGCAGAUGAUGCCGUCUGUUUCCUUCCCGUCGACUCGAACCCCGAAUCAUCAGUCCAAUAUUGACAAAAGAAAAGAAAAAGAAGACUCUCUCUCUGCUGCACCUCUUCGAACCAGCGUUUUGCAUGGUGCACGGCAUGGAAUCAGGGAUUGGAAGAGCGGACCGUCCUUGACAGCGUAAAAUAUGUCCUCGUCAGCUGCCGUCGUCACUUCGUCCUUAGCUCGCUCUUUCAUCUGCCUGCUUUCUAUGAAAUAACUAACCAAAACCACUGGUUUUUUUUUUUGCCAUUUUCAGACAUCCGUGCGCGUUUUAUAUACCCUUUUCACGAUUCACGGAAACGUUGCCGGUUUUUUCUCGUCAACUUCUGUUGCCUUUCAGAGAGCCAAUACGGAACGAGUUCAAAACUAACGAAACUGCCUGCCAAAGAAGAAACCGGAGAUACUUGUGCUAACUUUUGCAAGCCUUUACCAAAGAAACUCGCGGACGGGGGAACAAUAUUUCGAGCUGACUUGGCAAAAAACCUGUCUCAGUAUUCACUGCUUCUCUGGCCUGCGUGGUUUAUUUUUACGAUUGGUUUUCGUAUGGGAGAUGAUCAUAUGAAGAAUGAAUGAGAGGGCCAAAUUUGUGGAAAGAAGUGGCCAAGGUAGUCGCAGUUUGCUUUCAGAGUAUUUUCUACUUGCUGUUUAGAUGUGAGGCUUCGCACAGACCGUGGCUGGAUAGUUUCUCGGCGUAUGUUGACAAGAUUAUAUGUUUCACGUUGGGCGGGGAUCCCAAAUGAUGGCGUACAUUCCGGGGAUGCACUUCGCGUUCCGAGCAAAUUGACUUGUUCAAUUUAGUCCUACAUAUAAACGAGAACCUCUGGCAUCUUGAAAUGUUUGCAGCAUCCCGUGAUUCUACCAUAGCUGCGAUCCACGAGCAAUCGCGCAGAGAGUCGAAGACUAUAUAUGUCGGAGAUCUUUUCUUUUGUUGAGUAUUCCCUAUUUAUUUUUCGAAUAUGCAGCAAUAAGUCUCGUAGGUAUUUUUUGGUUUAAAUUUCACGACUUCCGAUCUUCGAACUUCGCAUUGAUCCGAAAGGCUGCAUUGGCAAACGUUUCAAGUAGCCCGGAAGGUUUUGUUUCAACUUUUCUGGUUCUUCUCACUCGAUGGACCGGGGGUUUUCAAUCGAACAAGGGGGCAUGGAAACCCCUUUUUUUGUGACUCACGUGUUUGUUUACCGGGUUUAUUAAUUCAACAAUGUUUUCUAAAACUGGAUAUGCUAGGUCAAGAGCUGUUCGUCACAGUCCAUUCAUAUUCGGGGAUUUCUUAUUAUUUUAGUCCACAUUCACUACCUGCGCGGAUUAACCCUUCCAAGCAAUCACCUCAAGAAUUUCGAGAUAUUUAUUCAUCAAACCUAAUCAGUAACCUUGCGAGUUGAAGAUAGUUUUUUUUUUAAUUGACAUACUCAGGUAUUUUUUCACAGUCUGAUGCACAAAGUUUAGGAAUUUUUUUCCGCUUCGAACAAGGAUUUCCUAGAUGCAUGUUUCAAAAGAAAACUUAGGUCGGGCAUUCAAGUAAAAAUAUCCAAAUUUCGCCGAAGGCCUACGAAUAGAACCGCGUCAGAGGAUUACACUCAAUCUUCAGGGUUUAUUAUUUAUUUUUUUCGUUUUUUUUUGCCAUGCUUGGCUCUUUUAGCAGGUGAAUUGUUUCUUUGUUGGUCACAGGAACCGGUUACGGGAUGAGUGUAGGAAUCCAGUCAUGUACUCCUGGAACAAAAGGCCGCGGUGGAAUUAUUUCCCGGUAUUCGGAUCGUCAGGGUUGUACUUGGUUCGCGAAUGUGGACGUUGAACGCAGCAGCUCGAGUCACUUCCGAUCCGCACGCUUCUGAAGUACCGGACACGGUACUUGUUUGUGUGUGCGAAUGCGCGCGUGCUGAGAACGAUUUCAGAUUUCGCGAAUAAAGGGGGAAAAUAUGAGCGAUGUGAGGCUUCUGUAGUAAAUGUUACAGUCGUUGAGCAAAAAAAAAAAAAAGAUUACUGAACCUUGCAUCGUCCUGACAACUGCGUUGGAUUGAUUUGAACAAUUAAAUUUUAUUUUGUUCAGUUAUACUCUUUCAGCUCAUCUGAGACAAAUAUUCCUUCAGAUGAAAUGCCGAACUGCACAAUUUGUUACGAGGAUUUUUUUUCUCGUUCCGCGCUUUCCUUGCCACAUUGUCGGGUUGAAUGCUCACUUUGAACUGAUUCUGAAGUUGCAUUAAAGGCUUACCAGUGUUCCACACA
This is a messenger RNA of Notodromas monacha, 3175 nucleotides long. The record is from the annotation of a GenBank genome assembly. Lineage: Eukaryota; Metazoa; Arthropoda; Ostracoda; Podocopida; Cyprididae.